Molecule: messenger RNA, 1200 nt
Organism: Canariomyces notabilis
Lineage: Eukaryota; Fungi; Ascomycota; Sordariomycetes; Sordariales; Chaetomiaceae
Exons: 2
Source: RefSeq, a predicted model, not a curated record
GGACCGCCUUACCUAGCCACAACAGCACAAAUCGGGGGGAUCCCAUCUCUCCUGCCGGACGUGCCCAUCUCGGCGGCGCUGCUGGGCCUCUUCCUAGCCGGAGCAGCGGCCAACAUGACGCUGUUCCAGCGCAACCGGCGGCGGCGGUACAAGUUCAUUUUUUCCGUCCUCGUCUUUGGUUUCUGCAUGGCCCGGGUGGUAGCGCUGAGCCUGCGCAUCGCGUGGGCGUGCUAUCCACGCAACGCUCGGCUCGCCCUCGCCGCAAACGUCUUCACCGCCGCCGGAGUCCUCAUCCUCUACGUCACCAACCUCGUCUUUGCCCAGCGCAUUUUCCGUGCCUACCACCCCCUGUCUGGGUGGAAGACCUCUGUCACGGCGGCGUUUUGGACGCUUUUCGGCAGUGCGGGAAUUGUGCUCGCCAUGGUUGUGACUGUCACCGUGCAAGCCGCCCUCACAAGGGAUCGGUAUACCAAAUUGAUCGACCGGCGCGUGCAGCUGUUUUGCGCGACGUACCUGGCGGCCUACGCGCUCCUGCCCGUGCCGCUGGUGAUGGCGGCCGUGGUGGCGCCGCGGCGCACGAGGCUGGACAAGUUCGGCCAGGGGCCCUUCCGCACAAAAGUCGUCCUGCUGACGGCGGCCGCGGCGCUGCUGGCAGCGGGCGCCACCUUCCGCGCCGUCACGGCCUACUUACCGGCGCGCCCCCUCAACGAUCCGGCCUGGUACCAUGCCCGGCCUUGCUACUAUGGGUUCAACUUCGGGGUGGAACUGGUCGUGGUGUUUACGUACGCCUUGGGGAGGUUCGACAAGCGGUUCCAUGUUCCUGACGGGAGCUCCGCGCCGGGUCACUAUUCCUGCCAGGAUUUUGGGCCCGAGGCGGCGGCUAUCGCUGCUGCUGCUGCGGCGGCGGCUGAUAUUAGGAGGUCGAUCAACCCGGACAGCAGCAGCAGGAGUGAAAAGAGUGCUCGCGUCGGCGCUGAGGCGAGUAGGAGGAGCUCGAUUGUGGAAGGGCCGAGCGCGAGGAACAGUUUGGCGAGAGAUGCAGACCUGGCUUGGAUGGCGAGGGCUUUGGUACGUAUGAUCACUAUUACUGCGCGGAUCUUCGUCUCGAGAGGGCUUGGAAAUGCUAACGGCGAUGGUGGUGCUCAACAGCGCGAGUUAUACGGCGAAGACGACGAUGAGUGGAAACACGGCUGGUUGUAA